AUGACUUCAUCCUCAUUCCAAACCCACAUAGCCCCGACUGUUUCCAAUCCCCGCCCAAGCGCGUAUCUCCUACUAACACUACAACAAACUUGCUUACAGUUCUUCCUAGAAUCCAUCGCGGCGAGUCUUUUGGAUCCCAAUACACAUGUAAGGCACGCUGCUGUGUAUGGGAUGGGGGUGAUUGCGAAGUUUGGUGGCCCAGCAUACAUCCCCAUGAUACAAGCCAGCAUUGCACCGUUGUGUAAGGUUAUAAAUAUGCCCGAGGCUAAGAGUGCGGAUAAUGUACACUGCACGGAGAAUGCGAUAUCAGCUAUCG
Molecule: messenger RNA, 316 nt
Organism: Sphaeroforma arctica JP610
Lineage: Eukaryota; Ichthyosporea; Ichthyophonida
Exons: 1
Source: RefSeq, a predicted model, not a curated record